CUGAAGCGCCGGGCUGAGCCGGCGCACGUGUGAUCGCUGCUGAGGAAGCGGCGAGCGGCCGAGCAGGUGUCGCUGCGGCCAGGGCCGCACGGACCAGAGUGAGGUGCGGGACGCGCGGGUCUCGGUGUCCAGCCGGCGCCCGUCACCGAGUUCUGUGUCGCGGCCCCUGCGCCUCUCCCUAGCGAUGCUGUGGAGCCGGAACUGCUCUGGAGUCGGCUGCCGCUUGUCAAGCCUACCCUAGCCUCUGUUCCCGGAACGGCAGCGUCGCAGCUGCGGCUCAUCCACCCGGGGAUGCCCGCGGGCCUCACGGAACCGGCCGGCGCCGCUCCCCCGGCCGGUGUGAGCGCCUCCGGGACCGUGACGAUGGCCCCCUCUGGGACUCUGCCUGUCCGGGUGGAGAGCACCCCGGUGGCGUUGGGCGCCGUGACUAAGGCUCCUGUCAGUGUCUGCGUUGAGUCCACGGUGUCCCAGCCCCUGCGGUCCCCCGUGGGUACCCUGGUGACCAAAGUGGCUCCUGUCAGUGCUCUUCCUAAACUCAGCAGCGGCCCCCCGCUGCCUGCUCCUCAGAUAGUCGCUGUGAAAGCCCCCAACACCACAACAAUCCAGUUGCCUGCUAAUUUGCAGCUUCCUCCAGGAACAGUUUUGAUCAAAAGUAACAGUGGCCAGUUGAUGCUGGUAUCUCCUCAGCAAGCUGUGACAAGAGCAGAGACCACUACUAACAUGACUUCAAGGCCAGCUGUACCAGCGAAUACUCAUACAGUCAAAAUCUGUACAAUGCCGAAUUCUAGUUCACAGUUAAUUAAGAAAGUGGCAGUGGCACCUGUUAAAAAAUUGGCACAAAUAGGAACUACUGUGGUAACCACUGUUCCAAAGCCUUCCUCAGUACAAUCUGUAGCUGCGCCAACGAAUGUUGUCACAGUUACUCCUGUAAAGCCGUUGAAUUCUGUAACUACCUUGAAGCCUUCAACUUUGGGAGCAUCAGCUGCCCCCUCAAAUGAGCCCAGUCUCAAAGCAGAGAGCUCAGCAGCUGCUCAGACAAGUCUUUCUCCGGCGAUGCUAGAAAAUGUGAAGAAAUGUAAGAACUUCCUUGCAAUGUUAAUAAAACUAGCAUGUAGUGGAUCACAGUCCCCAGAAAUGGGGCAGAAUGUGAAGAAACUGGUGGAACAACUUUUGGAUGCAAAAAUUGAAGCAGAAGAAUUUACUAGACAACUGUAUGUUGAACUCAAGUCUUCACCUCAGCCUCAUCUAGUUCCUUUUCUUAAGAAAAGUGUGAUUGCCUUACGACAACUCAUGCCCAACUCCCAGAGCUUUAUUCAGCAGUGUGUUCAGCAGACCUCUAACGAGGUAGUCAUUGCUACCUGUACCACAACAGCAACAACUUCUCCUGUGGUGACAACAACAGUUUGCUCAAUCCAAUCUGAAAAACCCAUCAUUGUUUCUGGAGCAACAACACCAAGUACUGUGUCAGUGUCGACUCUGAAUCCACUUGCUGGUCCAGGGGGAACAAAAACUGGAGUUGUGACACUUCAUUCUGUGGGUCCAGCUGCUGUACCAGGAGGAACAACAGCUGGAACUGUUUUGCUUCAGACUCCAAAACCGCUUGUGACAUCUAUUCAGAACACAGUUACAGCAGUCUCGCUUCAACCUGAGAAGCCAGUUGUCUCUGGGACAGCAGUCACGUUGGCCCUUCCAUCAGUAACUUUCGGAGAAACUUCAGCUGCAGCUAUCUGUCUUCCAUCUGUGAAACCUGUUGUUACUUCUGCUGGGACCACAUCUGACAAGGCCGUCAUUGCUCCUGUACAGAUCAAACUUGCGCAGUCAGGCCCCAUCCUUUCACAGCCAGCUGGGAUUCCACAGGCAGUUAAAGUUAAACAACUAGUAGUCCAGCAGCCUUCAGGAGGUGUUGCAAAACAAGUGACCACACUUUCCCAUUCCUCAGCAUUGACGAUUCAGAAAUCUGGACCGAAGAAGAUGCCAGUGAGCACCGCAAUACCUACCAGCCAGUUUCCUCCAGCUUCCAUUCUAAAGCAAAUUACCCUGCCAGGAAAUAAGAUUCUGUCACUCCAAGCAUCUCCUGUCCAGAACAAUAAAGUAAAAGAAAAUGGAACCACAUCCUUCAGAGAUGAAGAUGACAUCAAUGAUGUGACUUCCAUGGCAGGGGUCAACCUAAGUGAAGAAAAUGCCUGCAUCUUAGCAACAAACUCUGAACUAGUUGGCACACUUGUACAGUCAUGUAAAGACGAACCAUUUCUUUUCAUCGGAGCUCUGCAAAAGAGAAUUUUAGAUAUUGGUAAAAAGCAUGACAUUACAGAACUUAACUCUGAUGCUGUGAACUUGAUCUCCCAUGCAACACAGGAGCGAUUACGAGGCCUUCUAGAAAAACUGACUACAAUUGCUCAGCAUCGAAUGACAACUUACAAGGCAAGUGAAAAUUACAUCCUGUCUAGUGAUACCAGAUCACAGCUCAAAUUUCUUGAAAAGCUGGAUCAAUUGGAGAAGCAGAGAAAGGAUUUAGAGGAAAGAGAAAUGUUACUUAGGGUAGCCAAGAGUCGUUCCAACAAAGAAGAUCCAGAACAGCUGAGAUUAAAGCAGAAAGCCAAAGAGUUACAACAGUUGGAGCUUGCACAGAUACAGCAUAGAGAUGCUAACCUCACAGCUCUUGCGGCUAUUGGACCAAGAAAGAAGAGACCACUAGAAUCUGGGUCUGGAAGUGAGGGCUUGAAAGACAAUCUUCUUGCUUCUGGGACAUCCAGCCUGACAGCCACCAAACAGUUGCUUCGUCCAAGAAUCACAAGAAUCUGUCUCAGGGACUUGAUAUUCUGUAUGGAACAGGAAAGAGAGAUGAGGUAUUCUCGAGCUCUAUACCUUGCCCUUCUGAAGUGACCACUGCACUCUCCAUCCAGAUCCUUGCUGUUUACUGCCAAAGAAGACAUAAAGAACGCUGUUGGACUCUCCUGAAGUUUCAGUUUCCAGAAAAUAAUCACCAAUAGGGAAGACCAUUGUUUACAGCUAUAAACUUUUAUUAAAUCUUAUUUAUACAUCCCAUGGGGUUCUUAAUGAUUAGAAUUCAACCUUGUCUUCUGGAAAUUGGUUAAUGAAACACGGUUUAUACAGACGUAGGCUUCUGCCUACCUGUGCAUUUAAUUACAGCAAGUCAAGGCCCUGUUUGGUACCACCUGCUUCAUUUGCCAAACUGUUAACAGGUGAGGUGAUUUCCCUACUACAGCCAGCGCUAAGAUGCAAGGGAAAGAAAGGAAGAGUGACUACUUACCAAGCAAACUGAAUUCCGCCCUCUACUAAACCUGUCUCAAGGUGUUAGGUUUUCUGGGCUGGGAUCAGAAGUUGCAGAGCUGAUUGUGACAGUCACCUUCUGGAGUUGGAGGUGACGAGCCACAGAAUAGGGUCUGUGGUGACUUUGAUCAGCUCAUCCCGGUGUUGUCAAAACUGAGGCAAAUGGGGAUAGUUUGUGCCUGAGGUUGUGGUUCUCUGGCUCAUCACCAUAUGCUGCUUCUGAUACCGAGUGAGGGGACAUCCUGGUCUGGGAAACUAUAAAACAGGAACUGCUGAUACACCUCACUGGAAACUGGGAAAGGUGGGAAGUAUUGGAAGGAAUGAAGGGGCGUUGCAUUUCACCUGCGGAGGGGAAAGUGAAAAUGGAAUCCCAGAGUGGGAAGUAUGCCGCGGUGCCCCCUCCAUUCUGGGGGUGAGAUUGGCACUCCCAACACAGCUGGUAUAGGUUUUGUUGACAGGACAAAAUCACAGUCCGACCAAAAAGGAAAAUGUAUC
This is a messenger RNA of Enhydra lutris kenyoni (northern sea otter), 3786 nucleotides long. RefSeq names its product TATA-box binding protein associated factor 4b. The transcript is spliced from 15 exons. The coding region runs from base 292 to 2883 and encodes 863 amino acids. Gene Ontology annotation, biological process: transcription initiation at RNA polymerase II promoter; DNA-templated transcription. Gene Ontology annotation, molecular function: protein heterodimerization activity; DNA binding; RNA polymerase II general transcription initiation factor activity. NCBI's taxonomy places the organism in Eukaryota, Metazoa, Chordata, Mammalia, Carnivora, Mustelidae. The record is from RefSeq and is a predicted model, not a curated record. Gene Ontology annotation, cellular component: transcription factor TFIID complex.